Messenger RNA from Labrus mixtus (cuckoo wrasse), 1902 nucleotides. RefSeq names its product myelin protein zero-like 3 (gene mpzl3). The record is from RefSeq and is a predicted model, not a curated record. The coding region runs from base 335 to 1093 and encodes 252 amino acids. Lineage: Eukaryota; Metazoa; Chordata; Actinopteri; Labriformes; Labridae. The transcript has 6 exons. Gene Ontology annotation, cellular component: membrane.
AAUCAUUUAGCCACAGCUCACUGCAACGAGCAGCUGGACAAUUUAGAUCCUUACUUUUUAAAUACUUUCGUCAGGGUGUUUCACUUCCUGCAAUUUAAUUCAGCCAUAACGUUAAAAAAAAAAAAUACGCGUUGUUUUACUCCCAGUGUUCCCAACAGCUCCACUUCCUGAAACACCUGUUUGUCAGGUAGGAUAGUCUGCAGCCGACACGGAGACUCUGAGUCAUGAAAACAUAGACUAUGGAAGGAACUGUACCAAGGCUUUGACGCAACUUGGACCCUUUUUUUCACCCUCAUUUGUUUGGUUUGAGUGAACCCGCUUUCACAUCUUAAAAAUGCGUCGACUGUGCCAAAGGAAUACGGCUCUGGAUGUCGUGUUGCUGCUGUGUUCCGUCUCCUUUUUGGCUCCUUCCUCGGUCUCCUCCAUCUCAGUGAUGACCCCCCCAGAGCUCCAUGCAUCCAGAGGGGAGACCGUCACAUUGUCCUGCACUUUCACUUCAACCAGUAGGCCGACCAGUAAGAUGACCGUGGACUGGUCUUACAGGCCCCAGAGUGGAGGGCCGCCACAAACAUUUUUCCACUUCUCCUCACGGUCGUUCCCUCCGCUCGAGGGUCAGUUUAUGGGUCGUAUCAAAUGGCAGGGAAGCCCGGCACGUGGGGAAGCCUCCAUCUCUCUGAUCAACGCCACGUUGAAAGACAACGGGACGUACACAUGCUCAGUCAGGAACCCUCCGGACGUCCACGGCUCGCCGAAUUCACACACUGUCCUCAGUGUCACACCAAAGGCGCCCAGCAUUCGCUUCUCCGAUGUUGCUGUCCUGCUGGCUUUCAUCCUCCUCCCCUCGGCCGUCAUCACCCUCAUUCUGAUUGGGCGGAUGCUCUGCCCCAAGAAACAGCAUAACCAAUCAAAGGGCUACAGGUCGCCCAUAGAGGUCACGGAGGGGGAGGAGUACGGCAUCCACCCACCAGCGGGCAAAGCAAAGAAGACCAGCUGUUGUUACCUAUAUCUCAUGGACUCAGAGGAUGAAAACGGUUACAGCGACCUCACAAAGAGGCCCCCUGUGGAUGAAGGCUACGCUGAGUCUCAGUGCUAGAGGAACCCUGCUGGUUGGACGAUGCAACUGCAACAUCAAGACCUACAUGGUGCUCUAAAUAUGGGAGGCAUUGAAUGUUUAUGAAUGCUGAAUUCACAACCAAUUCCCAUAGUCAACCAACCACUUUGGAAUAAUGUGCAUGUGUCUGAAAUAUGCAUCUCACAUUUUGUAUUUAUACUUCAAAAUAUGUCAAUAAAUUGAUUUACUUUUUGUGUUCAAGCUCAUAAAAUGUCCUAAGUCUUCCUAAUAGUCAGUCCACUGUUUUCUCAUCGCAGUGCGCAAAGUCGAGGUCUAACCCCCACACUGCAGACCGUUAUGAGAAAUGAUCUGUUUAUUCUGUGUGUACAGGAAAAGCACACGGUUAUAUUUAGUUUCACCCUGAAUAUGCAAACACACAGAGGAGCACUACCUGUAUAUAUUUAUGUCUGGAUGAUUUAUUUGCGUCACUGUCUUAUUGUGAAGGAAUAUGUUUGUGUCUAAUUUAUUGCGUGUGUCACAUGAGCGGCUGUAUGACUUUUUGGUUGAUGUCUUUGUUUGAAUAUUUCUCUAAUAUUUGAACAGAAAAUCGUUAAUGAUUUUGGACAUUAACUGUGACAACUAAGAACUAUUUAUGCAAGAUAUUUUAUAUAUUUUCUACAUGUUUCAGUGUCUGUACAUUACUGUAUUAUGUCGUUAUUUCAAUAUCAGAAGUAAGCAUGUGUGUCACAUUAUUACCUUGCAUAUUUUGGGGACAUUUGCGUUUUGAUACAGCCGUUGAUGGAUGUGUUUCUUUUUUGUAAUUUGAAAUAAAAGUUUUGGUUUUGGCUGCA